AUGGCGUCGCCCGCGCCCGCGGACGCGCGCUACGACCGCCAGCUCCGCCUGUGGGGCGCCGAGGGCCAGCGUCGACUCGCGCGAUGCCGCGUCCUCGCGCUCGGCGCGUCGCCGGCGACGUGCGAGACGAUGAAGAAUCUCAUCCUCGGUGGCAUUCGCGCGUUCGAGUUGGUCGACGACGGCGCGUGGCGUCGCGGCGCUCGAAGCGCGGGCGAGACGUUCGAAUUGACGUGCGAAGACGUCGAGCGCGGCGCGCGCGAACGAGGCGGGAAGACGAUGGUGGAGACGGUGGUGGAGAGACUGGCGGCGCUGAAUCCGGGCGUCGACGGCGCGGCGACGACGGCGAACGCGCGAGCGACGGCGAACGGGGGGAAGGAACGGUACGAACGGUACGACGCGGUCGUCGCGGGAGGCGGAGGAUUGAGCGAUCACGAUCACAGAGCGCUGGCGCGGGCGUGCGCGGAGAGUGGGACGGUGCUGGUGACGACGCGGGCGAGAGGAUUGUUCGGCGAAGCGCGGACGAGCGCGAGCGAACGAUGGGCGACGGAGAACGUCGCGCCGGAGGGGUCGACGGCGUGGGAUUUGCGGUUGGAUAAGCCGUGGGGGGAGUUGGGGGCGUAUGUGGAGAUGAAAACGAGCGAUUUGGAUCGGUUGGAUGGGGCGGCGUUUAAGCACGUGCCGUUCGUGGCGCUGCUCGCGCACGCGGCGGCGGCGUGCGGAACGCGGGAUCGGCGGUCGGUGAAGGAUGCGUUGACGUCCAUGAGGCGGGGGAUGGACGAGGAGAAUUUCGAUGAGGCGAUAGCGAACGUGCGGUACGCGUGGACCGAUACGGGGGCGGUGACGAAGGAGGUGGAAGAAAUCAUUCGCGACGAACGCGCGCGCGCGUUGACUUUGGAGAGCGACAAGUUUUGGUUUCUCGCCGCGGCGUUGCGCGAGUUCGUCGAUCGCGAGGGGUGCUUGCCUUUGGAAGGAAGCAUUCCAGAUAUGACCAGCACGACGGAAUCGUACGUCGAGUUGCAGCGUUUGUACUCGGACAAGGCGGCUAGAGACGCCGCGUGCGUGUGGGAGAGCGCCAAGGCGUUCGCUCGCGACGUCGGCGCGCCGCAUCCCGAAGAGUUCAUUCCCGAGCGCGACGCCAAAAUCUUCUGCAAAAACUGUCGACACGUGCGAUUCGUGACGUGGAGGUCUAUGGAGGACGAGCUGUUUCCGUCGCCAGCCGCUGGAACGAGCGAGAUGUUAGCCCAAGCGCUCGCAGACCCGUCGAAGGCGAUGUCGGCAUGCAUCUUCGCCGGAUUGCGUGCGGCCGACAAGUUCACGACGCUACACGGGAGAAGCCCAGGUGUGCGUGACGCGGGUGACGAUUCUACCGUGGAUGGCGAUGAUGAUGAAUUCGUUCGACGCGAUGGAGAGUCCGUCCGCGCGUUCAUGGCGGAUUGGUUCGAGGCGAGCGAAGUCAAACUCAGCGCGGCGAACGACAAGCUUGCCGACGACGUCGCGUACGAAAUCGCUCGGUACGGCGAUUCGCAGAUUCACGCCGUCGGAGCUGUGCUCGGCGGUAUCGCGAGUCAGGAGCUGAUCAAGAUUAUCACGGGACAGUACCUGCCGAUGACGAAACCACUUGUGUACGACGCCGUAAGCUCGACGAUGGCGACGCUCUUUUGA
Molecule: messenger RNA, 1662 nt
Organism: Ostreococcus lucimarinus CCE9901
Lineage: Eukaryota; Viridiplantae; Chlorophyta; Mamiellophyceae; Mamiellales; Bathycoccaceae
Exons: 1
Coding region: 1-1662 (553 amino acids)
Biological process (GO): protein neddylation
Cellular component (GO): cytoplasm
Molecular function (GO): NEDD8 activating enzyme activity
Source: RefSeq, a predicted model, not a curated record